Messenger RNA from Saccostrea cuccullata (small rock oyster), 1800 nucleotides. Its product is annotated as multiple epidermal growth factor-like domains protein 11. Lineage: Eukaryota; Metazoa; Mollusca; Bivalvia; Ostreida; Ostreidae. Gene Ontology annotation, molecular function: scavenger receptor activity. The transcript is spliced from 10 exons. The record is from RefSeq and is a predicted model, not a curated record. Bases 1 to 1623 code for a protein of 540 amino acids.
AUGGAUGUGGACAGAAAAUUUGAAUACGAUGGAAGAACCUAUCAAAAUGGAGAUGUGAUGCAUUUAACGAUGCACCGAUUUAGAACAUUCCAAUUUGUCCACAAGGCGAUUUUUACGGGAACAACUAUUAACGCGUCAUAUCCGGUGGCUGUAUUUUCGGGAAAUAAGUGCAACCGACUGGGAUACCUAGGAACAUGUAGUAAACUUAUCGAGCAGAUUCCUCCUAUAAACAGACUUGACAAUUCCUUCAUUGUACCUCCAACUGUCGGAAGGCAAACCUGUCUGGUCCUGGAAACCAAUGUAGUAUAUCAAAUAAUAGACAAACAAAAGCUGAAUGGGGGGGUAAAUCUGGAUAAUAUACUCAGCAUUCGAUCUGUAGUGAUAUACUAUAGAACAGAAAAUAGCAUUUGGGACUCCAGCAACCAAUACCCCAGUAGAUUUUUGGGAUUCUCCCUCUACAUUUCCAAUUCCACCCAACGGAAUAAGGGCCAUUUGUGUUUUCAUGACACAAACUACACAGUAAAUACAAUUCCAUCUGUUGUGACCAUAAGCUGUCCUGUACAUGGACAAUACGUUAUAUAUUACAAUGAAAGACUAGACGGAACAUCGUACCCUGCUGGCUAUUCAGAAUAUGCUUUCAAUGAAUUAUGUGAAGUCGAAGUUUACGGCUGUCCAUUGCCAGGCUUCUAUGGAAAAAGUUGUGACCAACCCUGCCCUAGCAACUGUCGAUUUUGUCACAUAGACACAGGCAUAUGUCAGUCAUGUAAACCAGGAUUUCAGGGAUAUCAAUGUGGAGUUCCGUGUGGUGUCCGAAACUAUGGUGCAUUCUGUUCAAAGCAUUGUGGGAACUGUACUUACGGAGAAAGGUGUCAUCCAGUGACUGGAAUCUGUACAAACGGAUGUGACGUAGGAGUUUAUGGAAGCAAAUGCAAAACAGCCUGUCCCGACGGAUAUCAUGGAAGGAAUUGUACUGAGGUAUGUGGUCACUGCGAUUUAUGUGACAGAUUUACUGGAAAAUGCACUACUCAUUGUUAUGCUGGUUGGAAAGGAGUCACCUGUAAUGAAGAAUGUGACAGAUUCAUGUAUGGAUUGGAAUGCAAAGAAACCUGUGGAGAAUGCCGAAACUCAAAGCAAUGUCAUCAUGUGGAUGGAAAAUGUUCAGAGGGGUGUGCACCGGGCUUUGCUGGUUCUCUGUGUAAAACAGAAUGUGACAACGGCCAUUAUGAUAAAGAUUGUGGGGAGAAAUGUAAAAAUUGCAGAAAUGAAACACAGUGCAAUCAUAUGAAUGGAUCCUGCUUAUAUGGCUGUAAACCUGGUUACAUGGGAGACAAUUGUUUACAAGUUCAGGCUGUUUCGGAUUAUCAAUCCAGUUUUCAUGGCGUUUUGGCUGCACUUUGUGUAUGCGUACUGGUUAAUAUAGUUUUAGGAAGUAUUCUUAUUUUAUACUGCAAGAAAAUAAAAAGAGUACAAAUACAGAAGACUUAUGAGGAAAAUGGCGAUUCUAGCAAAACCAAUGAUAUACAUGUAUAUGAAAGCACCGGGAACGGUACCAAUAAUCGAUAUGAAGAUGUUGAAGAUCUGAGUCAACCAUCUAACUAUGAGGACAUGUUAAGUCCUUUGUAAAAUAAAACAAAGAAUAGUUAACUUAUGAAUGAAUAAAAUUAUGCAUUUGGUAUCGUAGAUAAUUAAUACUUCAAUGCAUUUUGUUUUCGGGGGUUUCAAUGCAAAUAAAAAGAAAAACAUUGCAAAUUUUGUACAAAUAUGUAUAACAGAAGAACAAACACCUUUUUUCAAGUAUUU